This is a messenger RNA of Caenorhabditis sp. 36 PRJEB53466, 972 nucleotides long. The record is from the annotation of a GenBank genome assembly. NCBI's taxonomy places the organism in Eukaryota, Metazoa, Nematoda, Chromadorea, Rhabditida, Rhabditidae.
AUGACAACGAACGCACUGAGUUUGGGUCGGUUCCGAUCCAAAUCCAUCGCCGACGUGUUCACCGCAACGGAAAUUGAAGAUGACAAAGAGGACUUGUUGCCAAGGGAGCUGCCAGGUAAUCGGGGCGCAUUGAACAACUCUUCGAGCUAAACCGAUCCAUUUCAAGUUUUGGGAACAUCAUCUUGAAGUACUAGAAGGUCUAACUUCCAAGUUUGGUGAGAGUUAGAUGAAUAAGAACCGAGAAAAUACCGUAAUAGAAGGGCACCCUAAUACCGUCUACUCAAGUGGAUGUAUCUCAGCUGCCAUUGGAGAUAUCAAAAAUGUGUCAACUAAUGAAUUGCUUGUUGAAAUAUUGUUUACAUUUUAUCAGUUAACAACUGUUUGAUAUCUCUAAUAACAGCUGAGAUACGUCCUCUUGAAUAGACGGUAUUUACAUUAAAAAUUUUCAACUCGUAAAGUCUGCAGGAACCAUCCGGAGCACCCUGGAAAAGUGGAAGAGCUCUCUGAACUUGAACAUUCGAAAAAACACUGAGCAAUCAGUGGAGCAACGGCGAUCUCGAGCCAAUUCGAUAUUCACCAGACCUCCGGUAAGACGCAGACUCUCUUUUUCGGCCAUCUCGCAUUUUCAGACUCAUCCGCAUCCACGCCGUCAAAGUUUGGCGGAAAUGUUCCGGAAACCAUCGGGGAUUAAGGAUGAUAUCAAGGUGAACUUUUUGGUACAAACUUUAAACAAUCGGAAUCUUCCAGAAAAUAUGGGAAAAGCGUCCUUCACUCUCGCUUGCCGGACUGAAGAGUUCGUUUAAAGAGAGAAAAUCUGGUGAUGGAGGUCGUAGUCAAGGUCAAAGUCAACCUCGAGGUCAAUUUGAAGACCUCGAGGUGGAGGUGCUGGACAACGAAGAAGAAGAAGGCGGUGCGGCACCUGUUCCAGCCUUUUUCAUUGUUGACCGAAGUGCUUGGCACUGGAAGUCAUGA